This is a messenger RNA of Morus notabilis, 1369 nucleotides long. Its product is annotated as homogentisate solanesyltransferase, chloroplastic. Bases 31 to 1239 code for a protein of 402 amino acids. Gene Ontology annotation, cellular component: membrane. Lineage: Eukaryota; Viridiplantae; Streptophyta; Magnoliopsida; Rosales; Moraceae. The transcript has 10 exons. Gene Ontology annotation, molecular function: prenyltransferase activity. The record is from RefSeq and is a predicted model, not a curated record.
CUCUCUCUCUCUGUUUUUCUUUGUGCCCACAUGGAGCUCUCACUCUCUCCCUCUUCACUUCGAGGACCUUCUCUAAUCCCCCAUUGCAACGCCACCAAAACAUUACCACUCAAGCCCACUUCAACCGAAUUCUUUUACUUGACUCCUUCCAAAUCCUUAUUAUUCUCCUCCAACAACUUUGGCCUCUCUGCCCAAAGCAGGUCCUUAAAACCUCUCUUAAACGCCCAACGGCUGCGAAAUUCCAUCCGGGCAUGUGCUCAAGUUGGAGCUGCUGAUGCCGGAUCGGAUCCGGUACUUAACAAAGUUUCGAGUUUUAGAGAUGCUUGUUGGAGAUUCCUAAGGCCCCAUACAAUAAGGGGAACUGCUCUAGGGUCGAUUGCUUUGGUAUCAAGAGCGUUGAUUGAGAACCCAAAUUUGAUAAAGUGGUCUCUGCUGUUUAAGGCAUUCUCUGGCCUGUUUGCUUUGAUAUGUGGGAAUGGUUAUAUAGUAGGCAUCAAUCAGAUUUACGAUAUCGGUAUUGACAAGUACGCUGUGCAAUCUUUAUGUGUCAUUUUCAGGGUAAACAAACCAUAUUUACCUAUAGCGGCAGGAGAUCUUUCAGUUAAAUCAGCAUGGUUGUUGGUGGUAUUUUUUGCACUGGCUGGUCUGUUGAUUGUUGGAUUCAAUUUUGGGCCAUUCAUUACAUCGCUCUACUGUCUUGGUCUUUUUCUUGGGACCACCUAUUCUGUUCCUCCGUUUAGAUUGAAGAGAUUUCCUGUUGCUGCAUUUCUGAUAAUUGCUACGGUGCGAGGCUUCCUUCUCAACUUCGGUGUAUAUUAUGCCACGAGAGCUGCCCUUGGACUUACAUUUGAGUGGAGCUCUCCCGUUGCUUUCAUCACUACCUUUGUGACAUUGUUUGCUCUGGUCAUUGCCAUCACAAAAGAUCUUCCAGAUGUAGAGGGAGACCGCAAGUUUAAGAUAUCAACCUUUGCAACAAAACUUGGAGUGAGAAACAUCGCAUUCCUUGGUUCCGGGCUUCUUCUGCUAAAUUAUGUUGGUGCUAUAGCAGCUGCAAUUUACAUGCCACAAGCUUUCAAGCGUAACUUAAUGUUGCCCAUUCACGCAGCCCUGGCAUUAUGCUUAAUCUUCCAGGCCUGGGUGUUGGAGCAAGCAAAUUACACCAAGGAUGCAAUUGCAGGUUUCUACCGAUUCAUAUGGAAUCUCUUCUAUGCAGAGUAUAUUAUAUUUCCUUUCAUAUAGCAAAAUAAACCUUAACUGUCUUGAUCCUAUACUGGAGAGAGUGAGAGAAAUGUGUACAACGUUAACGAAUUGUAGGUAUUGCAGUUAAUGUGAGGAGAAUAUUUUGUUAUACUGUAUGUAAAUAUUGCGG